CGAAUACGAAGACUCGUAUAUCCAAAGUCUCGAAGUCCAAAACCAAAACCUAAUGGAAAGCUAAAUUGAAUAUUGAUUACACGCCAGGAGAAGAGUGGAAGCGAGUUAAUAGGAAAGUGAGCAUCGCCUCACACAACCGGCAAUCGAACUUGCUUAAAUGAUUAUGCAUGGUACCUGGUACAAAGGACCACAGUUGGCGCAUCAUCCACACACCCAUACCCAUUCCCAUCACGGAGCAGCCGGGCACAGCCACCACGGCCAUCACACUGACUACCAUCAGUUUCGCUCGUAUCCCUCGUUCGUGGUGACACCCUACCAUGAUGGACAUGCUCCGGGCCCGGCCACGCCCACACCGUGCACACCCUGCGCCCCAGCAACGCCCUGCAACGUUGGUCCAACAGUUGGAGUCGUCGGUGCCUGUCAGAGUGGCGGCGAGGGGCAGCCACUAAUCGUUGAGGGCACCUUUGCCGCCGCCGCCGCAGCCGCCGCUGCCGCAGCUGCAGCAGCAGCCACCGUUGCCACGAACGGUGGAGCCAACAACGCCAACAACACGCCCCUGCUCACCAGUCCGUCGAUCAAGAUCGAGCAGGUCUUUGGCGAGGCGUCGUCCCUGGGAGCCGUCGUCGAGGAUUAUUCCCUGAGCCUUGACUGCCCAGUCGACCAGCACACGCAUAACUUUCGGAAACCCCACAGCAGCAGCAACAACAACAACAACAACAAUAACAGUUACUCGUGGUCAUCCAACAACAACGAAGUUGUAGCAACAACACCACCAACGCCACCCAUCGAAGGCAACACCACCCAAGCGACUUCAGUGUCCGCAAUUAAUUUGAAUCAGACCCAACCCGCAUCACAGACGCGUCCGAACUUUGGCAGCUCCAUAAAGUCACCACCAGAGUCGGACAACGCCAACGCCAACGCCGCCACCACCACCCACGCCACAUCGGCAGCCGCCACGUGCAAAAGCCAGGAGCACCACUCCGGCUCCAGUCCAAAUUCGAGGGCCGCUUCUGUAGCCUCUGCCGCCGCUGCAGCUGCUGCUGCUGCCGCUGCCAAUAUGCCGAUCGGCGGUGUUCAGGGUCAGAACCCCACCCAGGGACUGGUCCACUGGAUGAGCGCCGUGAUGGCCGAGCAUAUGACGGGCCAGACGCAUCAUGAUCCCACCGCAGCCGUGGGCAUGCACUACAUGUGGAACGGCAAUGUGGAUCAUGCCAAAGACAUAAGCGAUUACAAUCUUUGGCCGCCGACGCCGCGCAGUCAUCAGCAUGCCAGCGAGCAUCAUCCAAUGUCCCUGAAACAGGAAUACGAGGCCAAAAUGAACGAUCACCACCACAACCAAUUGCAGAAAGGUCACUUUCUGGAUGACAAUCGUCUGGAGCAUCAUGCGGUGGCCGGACAAGGUGGCCUGGGCCUGGGAAGUGCCGCCAAUGGCGGUGCGGGUGGUGGAGCCUCUGGCGGUGGCAACUCCAGCCUGGGCGUCCCAUCACAUCAUGGGAAUCAUGUGAGCGCCGCAGCCGCUGCUGCUGCCCAUCAUCACAACUCUGCGGUGGCAGCUGCCUCGGCGGCGGCCUCUCUUCUCGUCGUGCCCCAGCCCAUCAAUGCCAGCAAAAUGGGCGGCGGCCAGGGCGCGGUCGGUGCAGGGACUGGUGGACAUGCUCCAGGCGGUGGCAGUGGACGCAAGUAUCAGUGCAAAAUGUGCCCGCAGAUCUUCAGCUCCAAGGCGGAUCUGCAGUUGCACACGCAGAUUCAUAUGAGGGAGGCCAAGCCGUACAAGUGCACCCAGUGCUCAAAGGCCUUUGCCAACUCGUCGUAUCUGUCGCAGCACACGCGAAUCCAUUUGGGCAUUAAGCCGUACCGCUGCGAGAUCUGUCAGCGAAAGUUCACCCAAUUGUCGCACCUGCAGCAGCACAUACGGACACACACGGGCGACAAGCCGUACAAGUGCCGGCAUCCCGGCUGCCAGAAGGCUUUCUCCCAGCUCUCGAACCUGCAGUCGCACUCGCGCUGCCAUCAGACGGACAAGCCGUUUAAGUGCAACUCCUGCUACAAGUGCUUCUCGGACGAGCCCUCGCUGCUGGAGCACAUACCCAAGCACAAGGAGUCCAAGCAUCUGAAGACGCACAUUUGUCAGUACUGCGGCAAGUCGUACACCCAGGAGACCUACCUGACGAAGCACAUGCAGAAGCACGCGGAGCGCACCGACAAGCGGCCACCGAUUGUGCCGGGAAGUGCAGCAGCCAUUGCUGCCGCAGCUGCUGCAGCCGCCGCGGGCAGCUCAGGAGCGGGCUCUUCGGUGCCACCAACGGCCAGCAAUCCUGCCCAGCACCAACGCAAUAAUUUGGGACUGCCACCGGUUUCGAUAGCUCCCAGCGAGAGCAGCUACUGGCCAAAGGUGAGUCCUGACUCGGCCGCCGCUGCCAAUGCCAUGGAAGUGAUGCACCAGCAGCAACAGCAGCAGCAGCAACAACAACAGCAACAGCAGCAGCAGCAGCAACAACAGCAGCAGCAGCAACAGCAACAACAGCAGCAGCAGCAUCAGACGCAUCACCAUCAUCCGCAACACGGAGUUCCACCGCAGCAACAUGUCCCGCCACAACAACAGCAGCAACAGCAACAGCCCCCGCAUCAUCAUCAUCCGCAGCAGCAGCAGCAGCCACCACCGCAGCACAGCAUGGAGGGGCACUAUGUCCAGCCGACGGCACCAAACAGUGCCCAAAGCAAUGGCCAUGGACCAGAGUUGCAGGCGCAUCAUCGCAUGCCCGAUCCGGUGAGGGAGGAUAUAGUGUCCACACCCAGUGCUGUGGGUCCAUAUGAUGCCGCGUCCCUAACGAAAUCCACCAGCAAUUCGGCCUUUACGCCGAUCAACUCAAUGCCGCCGCACUUGAACUCGCUGAGCCACCAUCCGAUGGCCCAGCGACCCUAUCUCUACGAUGCCAUCAGUUUUCCGAAUAAGAAUGUCAACCAGAACAAUGCGAAUGCGUUCCCUAACCAGCUGAUCUCGCUGCAUCAGAUCCGCAACUAUGCGCACCAGCCGGCGGGUCUGAUGGCUGGGGAACAUCUGUUGGGCGUGAGUGUGGGUCCGGGCAAGGAGAAAGGGUAGCUAGGGUCCUACUUUUAAGUUUGGUACUUAUCCACGUUGCUAUAAUUAACUGUAUCAUUUGACGAGGCGUGCAUUCCUGUACAGUAUUAAUUUGUAGCUUAGCUUACAUUUACAUCUAAAUAGAUAUUGGUUUAAGUUUACGUUUGGGAUAAGCUCGCACUGUAAAUGGCCAACGAUACGUAUUCUUGUUUAAAUAACACCGUCCAUACCUAAGUUUAUACAAUGUCCCGACUCUAAAAAAUAUGUACACAUGUGGACCCUGAAUCCUUUAAACCAUCCAAAUGUUGGUUCUCUUUCCCACAGACAGACCUCGUCGUUUGCAAAACUUGUAAAUACUUUAAAGAAUUGAAGGGAAAUGUAUUUAUAUUCGAAUGCACAAACGGAUCUCGCAGUCUUAAAUCAAAUAGCAGCUGCAAACUAAAACCGAUAUAUAUGUACAUACAUAUAGAACCUAAAGGAUACUUAUUCCAAAACGUAAUUUACAUUCAAGUAUAGUACUAUACAUAAAUACAUAUAUGAAUAUAUAUUUGUUUAGGUGUAUCCGUGUAUUGAAUACAGAAAGAUUUCUGAAAGAAACCUUUCCUACAGACAUACGAGUACAUACAUAAGAAUAUAAGAGCACAGAACACAACACACAACAAAUUCACGAAAAUCGAAUGUGUUUACAACUAUAGAUGGAACUAUGCGAUAGAUACAAGAAAC
Molecule: messenger RNA, 3802 nt
Organism: Drosophila guanche
Lineage: Eukaryota; Metazoa; Arthropoda; Insecta; Diptera; Drosophilidae
Product: zinc finger protein rotund
Exons: 8
Coding region: 158-3100 (980 amino acids)
Biological process (GO): regulation of transcription by RNA polymerase II
Molecular function (GO): DNA-binding transcription factor activity; RNA polymerase II cis-regulatory region sequence-specific DNA binding
Source: RefSeq, a predicted model, not a curated record